GCAUGCAAGGAUUUAGAAAAACUUCCAAUGCAACUCUCUGAUAAUCCAAGAAUUGACUUAUUUCGCCUGAUAAAAAAUUGCUCCACGAUUAUCAAAGAAAAAACUGCUUGCUCAAAUAAUCAAAUUGAAUUAUGGAAAUCACUUAAUAAUCAAUUUGUACAAUUCAAAGUAGAAUUUUAUGCUUUCCGUCCAAUUUUCUCAAUUGAUUACAGUAAUAAUUAUAUCGGAGAAAGGCCCUCAGGUAUAAUUGAUAUAUUGAAAGAUUUCAUCGAAGACUGCCCCACAGACAAAAGUAAUAUAAGUACGGACCAAUUGCAGCAAUUAACGGAAGCACAAGUCACUGAAAUAAUUAGAAAUGCUCGUGGAAGAUUACUCCCCGGUUUUAUUCCUCAUUCAGCCGUACAGACUGUUAUCCAAGCACAUCAAAGCCAAUGGAAAAAACCUGCUAUAAAUUGUUUAAAUGCUGUUUAUGAGAUUAUGAUAAAGGUUGUGAAUGAGACUAUAGAAAACAUCUUUUCAAGAUUUCCUGGUUUAGUUGGACGCAUGGAAUAUAAGGCACAAGCUUGGUUAGAAGAAUGUAAAAAACAGACAGCAGAUCAUAUUAACUUUACGUACCAAAUGGAACGAACCACUUAUCCAUUUACACUCGAUAAGCAAAUGGUGAUAGAUUUAAAAACGGAAUACCUAAAAUCUCUUCAUGAAGCAGUGAAGUUUGAGAAUCGAACUCCUACUGACGCUUUAGAAGUUGUGGCAACAGUUUUAGCAUACUUAAAAAUUUCAAUCAAGC
This is a messenger RNA of Racocetra persica, 787 nucleotides long. The record is from the annotation of a GenBank genome assembly. Lineage: Eukaryota; Fungi; Glomeromycota; Glomeromycetes; Diversisporales; Gigasporaceae.